Molecule: messenger RNA, 962 nt
Organism: Lemur catta (Ring-tailed lemur)
Lineage: Eukaryota; Metazoa; Chordata; Mammalia; Primates; Lemuridae
Gene: RNASE11
Product: ribonuclease A family member 11 (inactive)
Exons: 2
Coding region: 181-780 (199 amino acids)
Molecular function (GO): nucleic acid binding
Source: RefSeq, a predicted model, not a curated record
UCCGCCAAUCUCAUACAAUUCUAUCUGCCUCCUUCUUGCCCCUCCUUCCCUCUGUUAGACUCAAUAACAGAAACUCCCAGGAAACAAACAUAAUUUCUCUUCUAGCCCUGCAACAAGCUAGAAUCUUUCUCUACGGGAUCAACUUGCCAAAGGAACCGAAGGGAUUACACCAGAUCUGAGAUGGAAACCUUCUCUCUUCUGCUACUCAGCCUGGGGUUGGUGCUUGCAGGAGUUUCAGAAAGCAUAAUGGAGAUAAUUAAAGAAGAAUUUACAGAGGAAGAGAUGCAACAUGACAUGGCAAAAAGUGACCAAGAAAAACAGAGCAUUGAGGUAUUAAUGAACUUCACCCUGUUAGAUAAAAAUACCAGCCUCAGCACAUCCAAGGAUAUUAUGUCUUUCCCAUCACUGACAUUCAGAAGAUUACAUUAUAGUGUCCCCAAGGGAAACAGUUCAGGUGAUGGUAAAGAGUGUUGCAAUGACAUGACAGUUUGGAGAAAAGUUUCAGAAGCUAAUGGGUCAUGUGAGUUGAGCAGUAACUUCAUCCAUGGCUCUUUGGAAGUGAUCCAUGGGGUCCACAAGGCCCCAGGCUGCAAGUUUGGACACAAUCGUGGCAUAUGCUGCUGUGAGAGUCCAGAGCUGGAGAAUACUAUGCGCCAGCUCACUACAGGCAAACAACUCCCCAGAUGCCAAUACCACAGCAUUACUUCAUUAAAGAAAAUGUUGACACUGCUGACAGGUCAUUCUCUAAUGAGCUGGUUAGUUAGUGGCUCUAAGUUGUAAAUCCUACAGAGCUUGGAGACUGGGGUCUAACUAAAGAAGGACAUAUUCAUGUUCAUUUUUUUUCUUUCCUUCCAUUAUUCAGAUCUACCCUUUAGCACUAUAGUAAAUUCUUGAUUAUGUAUACUAACUGAAAGACUGAAAAAUCCAAAAUUGUGAAUAAUUCAAUUAAAAUUUAUAACUGA